GCUCCGGCAAAAUGGCGGCCCCCUUGGAGCUCAGUUGCUGGGGAGGAGGCUGGGGGCUCCCAUCGGUGCACAGCGAGUCUCUGGUGGUAAUGGCUUAUGCCAAGUUUUCUGGUGCACCCUUGAAAGUCAGUGUCAUAGAUAACACCUGGAGAGGUUCAACAGGAGAUUUACCGUUGUUGACAACUGAAGACAAUAUUGUUUCCCAGCCAGCAAAAAUACUAAACUUUUUAAGAAAACAGAAAUAUAAUGCUGAUUAUGAACUCUCAGCAAAACAAGGGGCAGAUACCCUAGCUUACAUUGCUCUCCUUGAAGAGAAGCUUCUUCCUGCAGUGCUUCACACAUUCUGGGUUGAGAGUGACAAUUACUUCUCUAUAACAAAGCCAUGGUUUGCUUCACGAAUUCCUUUUCCCUUGAGUUUGAUCCUGCCUGGAAGAAUGUCUAGAGAAGCAUUGAACAGGAUUCUCCUGACCAGAGGAGAGCCCCCUCUCUACCACCUCCGAGAAGUGGAAGCACAGAUAUACAGAGAUGCCAAGGAGUGCCUAAAUCUUCUGUCACACAGAUUGGGAACAUCUCAGUUUUUCUUUGGAGAUACGCCUUCUACUUUGGAUGCGUAUGUGUUUGGUUUUCUUGCACCUGUUUACAAAGUGCACUUUCCUAAAGUCCAGUUACAGGGACAUUUGAAACAGCUCGCCAACCUGUGUCGAUUCUGUGAUAACAUCUUAAGCAGUUACUUUAGGCUUAAUCUUGCAGGCAUUUCUCCAGCUGGACAAGAUACAGUAGAUGCAAAUCUGCAGAAACUCACACAGCUUGUAAAUAAGGAAUCCAACUUGAUUGAAAAGAUGGAUGACAAUCUUCGCCAAAGCCCUCAACUUCCUCCUCGGAAAUUGCCAACCCUCAAAUUGACUCCAGCAGAGGAAGAGAGUAAUUCCUUACAACGGCUAUCACCCUGACAGUCAUCAUGCUUUCUGCCUGAGCUUUUGCCUUCAAGUCAUAUUGAUUGCUGCAGUAAUCUCUUACACUAAGUGUGUUAAGUCAACAGGAAAACACCAUGAAUAGGUAUAAGGAAGACUUGGAAACAAAAGGAACUUUCUGUGGUAUUUUUUUUCUUUUUAAUUAGGAAACUUGUAUUCUAGCUUGACAGUGCACUUCAAAUAACAUGAAAGUAAACACUAAAUGAACUCAGAAAAAAAAUACAUUGUACUGUAUAUUAAGACAACAAUAACAAACAAACAAACAAAAAACUCUGCCUAAACUUGGCAGGUUUUUGCCUUUGGUUCCCAUGUUGCUGACCAAAAGCUAUAAUUCUAUUCUGAAUGUACACUCUUAAUUUAUUUAAUUUAUUAAUUUAGUUUUCUUAGAGCAGUCUAAAUAUCUAACAUGUGGCUCUUUGGCUGAUACUUCUUUCUUCUAUUUGGAAAUCUAAUACCUAUUUCGAAAACUAGGAAAAACAUAAAUUACUUCAAUAGAAACGCCUGUAUUUAACUUUAAAAAGCAAUGAGGAAUGUGCUUUUUAGUUGUGCUCUCAUAAGUCUCAUCUUUUUGGGGUUUAGUAACAUAUACAAAUAUUAAGGGUGGUUACAUUUAAUGUUCACCUGACUAUAUAUACUUCAGUAUAACAUAAGUAUUUGCUGACUUGUUCAUUGUAGGUUAGCAAGGACUAUUUUAGUCUAUUGGGCUAAUGCGCCAGCUUUUCAGACCUGUGUAUUUGUAGUGCUUCUUGAAGUUUAGUCAUCUUUUUCUUGGAUUGAUUCUGGGAGUGUGUUGGUCAUUGUUAUUAUGCUAGGCUAUAAAGUCUUAUUGAAAUUUGCCCAUCUGCUAGACAGUAUUCAAGAGAAACCCAUGGCCAGAAUAAUUGAAGUACCUACUGUGAGUUGGGUUCUGGUUCACCACCAUGCUUGGCUGUGACCAGUAUUAUUUUCCAAGAAGCAUUUUAUGCAGUCAAAAGCAUUUUGACAAUCAGUUAUUUUCCAUAUAUUUUAACUACAGUUGAUGGAUCCAGAGGAAUAAUCAGAACAUAGCAGUAGGUUUUUAAGAACACUUUCUAUUUAUUGGUUGCUGAAAUGUUUAAAGAAUUUGCCAUGUUGGUAAUUUCAUUUAUAUCAGAAACUUGCUUAUUUUAGUGCUUAUGUAUAUUAUUCUCUUGUCCCAAAACCAUGUGUGGGUUUUUUUAAAAAUAUAGAACUGUGUUUUUGAUUAGUGUCUUAGAAGAUUACUAUGGUGCUUAGCAAAUCUUAUCAAGUCUUGCAGAAACCCACAUGUUCAGAAAACAAUCUUCUAGUCAAAAGUCUCAUCUAAUUGAGCUGAGUGGAGCUCAGCUCUGUUUGACCUUCAUUCUCCCAUUUUGUUCUGUGUUUGGAUAGCUCUUUAUAAAGGAGUCUUUAAGUCGUAAAUAUUUUUUCUUUAAUGUUUUAACCAAAUGAGAAAUGAGGUAGUCUUCAAAUCUUGUUUAAUCUCUUCGGAUGCUUUUGGGGAAAAUACAUAAUCAGUUUCACAUGAAUUCUGCAACAGGAAUGAGUGUGUGUGUGUGUGUGUGUGUUAAUCUUCAAAGGUAGGUUUUUAGAGUCCAGCAAUCUGAAAUUUGUAAGAAUAUUUUAUAUUGAAAAUCAUGACUAUGGGACUUUAAUGUCCUCUAGGAUUGACGUGUACUGGAGAAGGAUGGUUAGUAUGUUACUCAGACAUCUGAUUAUGCUUUAGUCAGGGUUAGUCAUUUUCAGUUCUGAUUUAUAUUUGGCCUUCCAAAAAGCAUUUGAAGUGGCUUAUGAUUGUAAAACACAUGUAAAACAGAAUAAUUAACAUUUGUUUAUGGAAAAAAAAAAUAGAAGAAAGAGAUAACACCAAAACUAACAGAUUCUAAAAUUGAAUAGUAAAUUUAACUUCAAGCUUCCCAUGAAUAAGGUCAAAAGGUAAUAUCCAUGAAUAAGAAAAAUGUGCUUAAUUUUUAUAAGAAUGUGGGAGAGCAUGUUAGUAAAAUGUGUAGACUUCAACCAAGAAGUAUACUAUAAUAUUUCAUGUGUUGAAAUUUUUAAUCAAAAGAGGUCUAAAUUUUAGAAUAACAAGUAUUUACUCUUUUUAGCAGAGGGGACAAAUAUGAUUUAUUUGCUUUUUGGUCACGCCUGCUUUAAAUUGCCUUUAGCCUUACCAUAUAUGGUCCAUGAUGCUUCUAAAUUACUUUUUGUGAGAUACAAAAUAUAAUUGAGAUAGGUGAGGAUUAUUAUACUGGGUUACUUAGUUGAAUUAUUUUGGUAGGAAACAGAUGAGAUUUUAGGAGGCUGUAACUGAGCCCCAGACACUUUAAGGACCAGCCACACAUAUAGGAAGCUAUUGGAAAGGAACAAAUUUUCAAACUGGUCAGAGGGCUUGUCAUCAGCCUCUGAGGAUACGUUUGGAUAAAGUUUGAGUUUGUUGAGAUAAUUGGUUCACAGUCUGAAACAAAAUACUGUAAACUGCUUACUUUGGAGGUAAUGGUGGAGAAUAGUAAGAUAAAAGACAAUAUGUUUGUGUAUAUAUUUGUGGAUAGUAUGGGAUUAGAAAAGUCGAUCACAUAAUUCCCAUAAAAGGAGGAUCCUCCAUCGACAAACUAUCACCAGUCAUCCAUAAGUCUGGCUACAUGAAUAAUGCUAAAAAAGGAUGGUCAUUCCUUCAAAACUGUUUAUCCACCACAGAAGGUUGGCAUUAACAAACAAAUCAAAUUUCAAUUUAGGCAUGCUUAUAUUAAGUUUUGGGUACUAGAGGAUUGGAGACUAUAUUAAAUCCAAAAGCAAGCCUUUGAUUUCCAUUUGUAAUUUCUAUUCAUUUAACAUUAUUAGAUGUAUUCAAAUGAAGGAAUGGGGGAACUUAUUUCAAACAGAACUAAGUUAGGAUUUUCAGAAGUUUGCAAAAGUAGCAAAAACUAAACAUCAAAAGAGACAGAAAUUGGUAACAGUGAUCGUAUGUUAAAAAACAAAAACUGGUUUGUUGAGGUAACUUCAUGUGAUAAAAGUGAUAUUUGAAUUUUGUUGCAUGUUUUCCUAGAGCCUCCUCUAAAAAUAUGCAUUUACCAGGCCUAUUAAGUUUUUCAGCAGUUUUGCAUGAACUAAAAAUUUUUAAUUCUUUUAAAAAUUAAAUAUAAAUGCUUAUAAAGUCAGGAAGCUGAGUGAUGAAUACAUGGGAUCUCUGUACUAUAUUUGCAACUUGCGCAUCUACAAUUAUUUCAGAACAAUUUUUAAGUAAAUUAGUAAAAGUUUAUAAUUAUCUACAUAAAUUAUGAUUUAAGAUGUAAUGUUCCAAAACAGUAUUUUUAAUCUACAAUAUAAAUUAAAUAUAAUUUAUUUAUUUUAUUCUUGAGUUUAAAGAAAAUAACAAUUCAAGUUUAUAACAAAUGCUUAUCUCAAGAUUCUCUUUUGCCCUACCUAAAGCUAAGAACUCUUUUUCCCUAUGGGAUGUCAAAAAUUCUGUGAUUUCAUGUUUCUAAUUACAUUUUUUAUCCCUUUGGUACCUGGGUUUACUUUUUUUUUUUUUUUAAGAGUGGAGGAAAAUCGUAAAUUUGCCUACAACUAAACUAUUUAUAUAGAGUACAAAGUUAGAUUAUGUUAAAGUUAGUGCUGACAUAAUCAGUCAACUCCAUGAACCCCUGGUUUGCACCCACAGUUUCUUCUUGAUGCCAAUUUUGUAUAUAUCUUUGGCAUGAAUUAAGGUUAGCUGCCUUUGAUUAUCUAAGAUGACUGGGCUUUCUUUUGAGACUUUGAAAAGAGUUCUUCUGUCUCCUUGUGAUAGUGCUUCUUUGCCUUGUAUUUGUUCUCUCUCUAGAUAUACAGUGUGACAAGAUAUUCAUGAGGACCAGGCUUUCAUGAAGAAGGUGGGCAUGUCUGUGUGCUUUUUGUUUUAAGCUCAUAGGGAUUUAGUAAUUGACUGUCUUAGUAUGGUUAGUUUUAUAAUGGAAAUCCUGAGUAGAACUUCGUAAUCAUAGGAAAGUAUGUAUUUGCUUUUGCAAAUAAGCAUUUUUCGCUUGUGCGUAGCAAGGAAGAGGAGGAAAAUCUAACAGCCAAUGAGUAUGCCAUGGAUUGUGAUGAGAAGUAAAAUUCUUGGACAGUGAUGUAGGAAAUUUGAAAGGAUAACUUCCAAACGGAUAUUUGUGAGUAGGGAGGGGAAUGUUGUGAUAGAAUAAUAAAGCAAAAGAAAUCAGUUUCUUUAAAGAAAAUAAACAGGAAAACAAGUCUUUUUGUGUCUUCACUAUUAUUAAUCUGAAAUUAUACCAUAGGAUUUUUUACAGCAUUAUUUAAUUCCUUAGAGAAGCAAUUCCUAAAUAUAUGCUUUGGCAGAAUAAAUUGAUUUUUGGCCACAUUGGUUUGGGAAAUACUGGGUUAGCCACAGUUAAUUUACUGUAGGCUUUCAGAACUUUGCUAUGCUAGUGGUUUAACUCUCCUAGAAGGGCUUCUAUUUUAUACACCAUUUCGCCAAUUUAUUUUGUGUGUGUGUUUUUUUUAAAGUGGGCAUUUGUGGGAUUUGUUUUCUAAGAACUACACUUAGGGAAAUGCUGCCUUGGAAUGAUUUUGUUUGCACUCAUUGCAGAGGUUUCCAGUUAUUCUGGUACUCCUCUAGUGAAUGGUGAUAAAAUGACAAGAGACCUGUCAAUAUUCCCUUGGACCAUGGAGCUGGGAGAGGGGGUACUGCAAGCUUAGAUGGGUUAGUUACUUAGGCACCUGUCAGGUUUCUGGUCAGUCCAACCUCUUUCCCUAGAACCCCAGUCAGCCUGGAACAGCUGGAUGGUGGGCCGAACUAGUGGUUUCAGAGGACGAACCAGUUCUCAGACAUCUAUGAGACAGAUAUGAAGCCAACUUGAAGUUCCAGAACAUUUUCCAAACCUUUUCUGGUUGUGCUUUAAAAGUACCAAAAAGGCAAUAAAUAUUUAUUGCUCUAAAGUCACAAUCUGGUUAUGAUACAUAUUCUUGUAAUAAAUAUACCUUUGUUUCAAUAACAAAGCACGGGAAGUUUAAUAUUUUCAAGUUUCAUUGUAUUACUGAAGACAUGGCCUAAACCAGAAUCGUAAGUAUAUGUGUGUGCAUUUUCAAGGAACAGAGUUAGUCGUUUUCGUUAACUCUUUGGUGGUAUCCAUAUCUUAAAAAAUAAAGACCUUCACAUUUGAGAGCUAAGUAAAUAUGUUUAAUGUCAUUUUAAAGUAUAAAUCAGAUCACUAAUCAGGCAUAAGGAUAUUUUUUCCUUGUUUUUUGCAAUGUGUAGAGUUGUGUAUUUGGAACGCAAUGAUUUGGACAUGUAUUUAAUGGAAAGCUUGCCUUUGGGUUUUGAGUUGUGGUGUAAUGGCAAGCAUCUAGUCAUGUGAAAAGCAGUUGGAUCUUUGUUCUGAUUCUUCGGUUUUCUUUUAUAAAUUCAGAGAAAUGCCUUUUAAUCAUUUGGUUUACAUAUCCUUGGAAAUCAGGCAUAGUGACUUGCCAGAGUUUGCCUCAGUCCUUAGCAAGCCAUAAACUGUAAAGAAGGUUGUACUGGCCAUCUGUUCUUUGGACCAUUGGCUGUUUCUCCUACAAUCCUGGCGUCUUUAUCUCUUGGAGAGGAGGGGUGUACUCAAGCUUUUAAAUUAAAUGCAGAUAGAUGAACUUUAUUUCUAUUUUGACUCAAUUUUUUAUCUUGUAGAUUAGGAAAUAAUAUCUUUCAAUUUUUCUAUUCAUUCUGAAGUGGAAAUUUGAUGUGUUUGUAAUAUAACUUUAGCUUCCUGAAAGAUUGAUAGUGAAGAGGACAAAAAAGCAAUAUAUUUAUAUACAUUCUGCUUUUGUUCCACCUAGCCUAUCUUUGAAUGGUAAAUAUUUUUAACCUCUGUCCUAUACUAUACUGAAAUACCAUAAUUUCAUUAUAAAGUAAGCAAUCUUAAAAUAAGCAAUGUUGGUCACACUUUCAAUAUUCCAACCUUACCUGGUGUGAAUGUAUUUUACUUGGGGACUAUGUAUAAGUAUCCAUCAGUAGUGAUGAUGAUCAGUGUUGUAAAGAAUUUAUUCUGAUAAAUGAGAAACUGGAUAUAAUGUCAAAAUAGCUAUUUUUUCUCAAUAAAAUAUCAAAUUUCCUGAAUGUUUA
Choloepus didactylus (southern two-toed sloth) is the source of this 7059-nucleotide messenger RNA. It is a transcript of the gene MTX3, whose product is annotated as metaxin 3. Gene Ontology annotation, cellular component: SAM complex. Gene Ontology annotation, biological process: mitochondrion organization. The record is from RefSeq and is a predicted model, not a curated record. Bases 12 to 950 code for a protein of 312 amino acids. Lineage: Eukaryota; Metazoa; Chordata; Mammalia; Pilosa; Megalonychidae. The transcript has 9 exons.